This is a messenger RNA of Oryzias latipes (Japanese medaka), 1756 nucleotides long. RefSeq names its product TLC domain containing 3A (gene tlcd3a). The record is from RefSeq and is a predicted model, not a curated record. Gene Ontology annotation, biological process: lipid homeostasis. Gene Ontology annotation, cellular component: membrane; endoplasmic reticulum. Lineage: Eukaryota; Metazoa; Chordata; Actinopteri; Beloniformes; Adrianichthyidae.
CCAGCUCUUAUCCAAUAACCUCCGCUGUUAGUGGUGCUGCUGCUGAGCUCCAGUCGGGUGUGUGAAUGUGUGGAUGUUGAAACUGUAGCCGGUGAAAAGCACCAGAACCCAGCCCAAUGAAAGAUGCCUUUCUGCCGCCUGUAGCGAACCGGGAUCCGCGGAGAGCAGAACGCCACGUCUCCGUAGAGGUUUAGAGGAAAAGACCAGCAAGAUGUUGCAAGUUCUAGCUUGUGGCGCCGUAGUUUUCCCCGGUCUCUUCGUCGCCUUCAGGAGAAUUCUGCCGUGUUUUUUCAAAAACUGGACGGAUGCCGACGUGGUUCUGGUCAGCGAAAGGCUAGUGUCCUCCAUCCACGCCCUGAUGGCCACCGCUGCAGGGAUCGUCGUGGUUUCGGCGUGCCGGGACAACGUCAUCUAUGACAGGCACUGGCUCACCACCUACUUUAUCAUAUGGUACGGUGUUCCCUACAUGACGUACGACAUCUUCGCCAUGUACCUCAGCCACUACUACCGCUACCACGUGAAAGGACAUGAGGACUACAAGCAGCACUCCCUGAGGACUGUCAACUCCUUCAUCCGCAAAGAGUUCCUGCUAGUGUUGCAUCACAUCGCCCUGCUCACCAUCUUGCUGCCCGUUACGCUGUUCUUCAGAAAGGACAUGGGGGACUUCUUCAUUGGCUGCCUGUUUCUAACGGAGCUCAGCACUCCCUUCGUCUCCAUGGGGAAGAUACUUAUUCAGCUCAGCCUCCAGGACUGCUGGCUGCACAAGGCCAACGGCGGCAUGGUGCUCUUCACCUUCUUCAUGUGCCGCAUCGCCCUCUUCCCCUACAUGUACUGGAUGUACGGCCGCCACUACGGCAUCCCCCUGUACAGCGUGCCCUUCCACCUGCCGCUCUCCACCAACCUUGGCAACUCCUGCAUCCUGGCGCCGCAGGUGUACUGGUUCGUGCUGCUCUGCCGAAAGGGCUACCGUCUGUACCGGAGGAGCCGCGGUGCGCCGUCGCCCGUGGCGACGGCCCCCGCGGCCGACGCCGGCAAGGAUGAUUGAUGAGGAGGUCACGGCUGCUCGCUCAGGCCGCACACUCCGCUACUAAUUCAACCCCACCACGGUACUGUCCACCACCGAGACUACCUGCUCCUCUUCCACCGGGCGUUUCCGCACACUCUAACUCCUCUGUUACAGAUCUGCUGCCUACGUGGACUUCUCCACUGAUCGUAUGCUUCUACUGAACUCCAGCCAUUUGUGUUUCUCUCUGGAUUUGACUCUGGUCUGGAUCUCCUGCAUCCACAGGACUGACGGACGGUUCUGCUUGUGGACAAAACGUCCCGAAACCUAAAAAAAAACAAAAAAGAAAACAAAAAAAAAGGAGAGAGGAGCUGCGGUGGAGCCUCCAUCUGUAGCUCCCACUGUGUUUACAGCUGCUGCUGGUUGGAGACGGUCUGUCACAGUGACUCACACUCGUUGGUUUUGGUCAAACCCCUCCAUCGCUCCCCCUGUUGUUUGCUUUGCGCGUCGGCGGAAGGCUUGGAAAAUGUGGUGCAUUUUUAGCGUGAAAAAGAAAAAGCAAUACACCUGAACCCCACCCGACGCGACGGCCUGAAUAUUCUCCCCUUUUCUCUGGCUUUCGUGACAAAUUGCAUCCAUUUCCUCCUUUCUUUAAUUAGCUUCCUUCAACUGGAUUGUUUUGGUUUGACUUGCUGGAGUUCUAGUUGAACUGAAACUGACUGAAAAAUGAAUUGCGAUCUUUUCUUCUCGGCG